AUGGCUCUCCUACCCCUCAAGAAACAGGCAUUUGGUAUUUCAUGGCAUGCAAAUAGUAAACAAUUAACGUUGUAAUAUAAAGAUCCUUUCGAAAGAAACCAAAAGUAUUUAAGUAUUUUGGGGGAGAAAAAACAAUUUUCAUCAAAGGCGUGUGCUUGUCUCAAAGAAGAAAAAAAAUGAAAGCAACAUAAGCGUGUGGACGUGCUUUUGAUUAGAAAUUAUCCACUAGUGAAUGAAACAAAGCAAAAAAUAUAAUACAGCUUAACAGCAUUUGUUUUUGUAAUGUUAAGUUGAUAAUUCACUUAGUCUAUCAUCUGCUUCAGUUAUGAGACAGCACACCAUGGCGUCUCUUCUGUCGGUUCUCCUUCUUUCUGCCCAAUUUACAUUUAUACUUUCUGCAUCUGGUUCAUCGUCAUCGAUCUCCAACAGGUGCUGUUUCUUUUGGCAGCUUAAGGCGUAAUUCCCCUAAGUAUCUUUGGGGAGGGAAGCUAACAUUGUUCAGGGUGGAAGGUCAGUCGUCCUGUGCCUUGCUUUAUGUGAAUAAACCAAAGUGUUAUCCGUUCAACAUGGCCGGGUACCAUGACUCUAAAGGUCUUCAUCUGUGUGAGUUGUUGGAAACUGACAAGUACAGAACUGAAAGUGGGAAGUUUCAUGACAAUGUCAUGAUAUCAGUUCUUCGGUAUUAUUUCUUUAUAUAU
Molecule: messenger RNA, 698 nt
Organism: Pocillopora meandrina
Lineage: Eukaryota; Metazoa; Cnidaria; Anthozoa; Scleractinia; Pocilloporidae
Source: the annotation of a GenBank genome assembly